GCCUCGCCUCGCGUUGAAAUUUGAAGUGCUUUACUAACCCGCGAGAUUCACCCGAUUUCCUCAAGAGUUUCGAAUCGCGCCGGCGAGGUCACCGAAUUCAUUCGCAGACAAAUCACCUGCACAGAACAAGAGGCUACUCGGUAGCUCCAGCCGCCACCAUGGCGUCCAACAAGCAGGGAAAGAUGGUCGGCUACAUCAAUUAUCGUAUGCGCGUCACCCUCAACGACGGUCGCCAGAUGACUGGACAGAUGCUUGCGUUCGACAAGCACAUGAACCUAGUCUUGGCCGACACCGAGGAGUUUCGCCGCGUCCGCCGCAAGCAAGCCAAGUCGAACGCUCCUGGAGCUUCGGGAGUUCAGGUCAUCGAGCAGGAGGACAAGCGCACCCUUGGUCUGACCAUCGUCCGCGGCGCACACAUUGUGUCGCUCUCUGUCGAGUCGCCUCCCCCCGCCGAACCCAGCGCACGUCUCGGCAAGACCACCAGCGCAGGCAUUGCUUCGACCCUCACCGCCGGACCUGGCGUUGCCCGCCCUGCUGGUCGCGGCGCACCUGCCCCGAUCUCGUCGCUUGCUGGCCCCGCCGCUGGUGUCGGAGGCGUUGCACCUCCCUCACAGUUCCCAGGAUUCCCUCCACGUCUCCCUCCCGGCUACCCCGCGCCUCCUGGAUUCCCUGGAUCCGCUGGAUGUAAGACAUUCCCUUCCCAAUCUUCCUCCUCCUCUGCCCUAUCCUUUAAACCACAUAUAUCCAAGCCUCCAUUGACGUAAUAACCAGCUGCCCCUCCUGGUUUCUCGGGCGGAUUUCCACCUGCUCCGGGCUUUGGCCCACCUGGGUUCGCCGGACCUCCUCCUGGCUUCAACCCUUCUCGGCGUUAAGGGAUACUGUGUUUGGGCUUCAUGAUGGGCUAUAGGGCUUUCUGAGACGUUCGAUACCGUGUCUACUAUGGUCAACUCUUUAUGAUUGCUCUGGACGCUCUGCCUAGGUUUAUGAGGUGGGAUUUUUCGGCGGCGUUCUGGGGUCAACGAAAAAUGUGCUUUAGAAGUGGAAUGGGAGACUGUAUUUCGACACAGAUCAGAAAGCACGGCGAUCUUAGAGCAUCAGGAAACAAGCUUUGAUUGCUGCGGGGCAUUGCUACUGUGAAUAAACUCCACAUUGCUUUUCA
Messenger RNA from Lasiosphaeria miniovina, 1159 nucleotides. RefSeq lists its product as uncharacterized. The record is from RefSeq and is a predicted model, not a curated record. Gene Ontology annotation, cellular component: U1 snRNP; cytoplasm; U2-type prespliceosome. Lineage: Eukaryota; Fungi; Ascomycota; Sordariomycetes; Sordariales; Lasiosphaeriaceae. The coding region runs from base 159 to 764 and encodes 201 amino acids. The transcript is spliced from 4 exons. Gene Ontology annotation, molecular function: RNA binding. Gene Ontology annotation, biological process: mRNA splicing, via spliceosome.